Messenger RNA from Ruditapes philippinarum (Manila clam), 1346 nucleotides. RefSeq names its product zinc finger protein 862-like. Lineage: Eukaryota; Metazoa; Mollusca; Bivalvia; Venerida; Veneridae. The record is from RefSeq and is a predicted model, not a curated record. Bases 402 to 1346 code for a protein of 314 amino acids. The transcript has 4 exons.
GGCCUUCCCCAGGCCAAUUUAGCGCCCCGGUGCCGGGGCGCUUGUUUUUCCGUUUACGGAUCACCGGGGCGCUUGGAUUUUGGCUUGCAUGUUGAUCUUAGCGCCGGGGCGCUUGUAUUUUGACAGCAGGAGAAACUUCUUAUCAACGUAAUAGCGCGUGCUACAUUGUCGCAUUGCGUCAUCGAUAAAUUAAUCUGGUGUUAUGACAGGAUGUGUCUAUAAACAUAUGACCGCUAAUAAUACACAGUAUUUGUUGAUGUAAUUAAAGAGCAAUCUGUUUUCGGAGAGCUUAGCAAUUAAUUGCUUUUGAAUGAAAUCAAUUAUCAGAUCAACGGCGAUUACGGAUUAUGGAUAAUUUAUGUUGCAAUAAGCGUGUUUUAUUGGUUCAUGGGAGGUGCUAAAUGCGAUGUGAUUUAGGUAUGAUGUGUGCCCUCUGCAUACGCCACCAGCGCCGCCCCAAGAGAGCAGCAGUAGGACAGGCAACAUGGGUAGACCAGCCAUGUACCUGGAUUGUCAGGAAGGCCAUCACACGCCACCAGACCAGUGAUUCUCAUAAAGAAGCUGCAGCAUUUGAGGCUAACAGGUCUGCACCAAAGACAAUACAUGGAGUGGUGGAAGAGAUGACAAGCCUGCAGCUCCAGGCUCGGGUGGCAGCAUUCCGCAACCUUUACUGGCUUAUUAAGCAGGAAAUGCCACACACAUCAAACUACCUGCCACUUAUGCAGCUAUGCAAAGAGCAAGGUGUCAAUAUCUUGUCAAACCUUGACCAGGGAGGAAAUAACAAUGGCCAGUCUCAGCGGUUCAUCCAAGAGGCUGUCUUGACCAUGGGACAGUGCCUGAGGGACAACCUCCUGGAAAAAGUACGGGCAUCACCAUGGUACACCAUAAUGGUGGAUGAAACAACAGAUGUUGCCGUCCUCAGUGAAAUGAUUGUUUAUAUAAGAUUUCUAAAGGAUGGUUGCAGCCAGACAGAGUAUUUGUCGAUCGUGCCUCUUAAAGAUGGCAAGGCAGAUACCAUCACAACAGCCAUCUUAGAGUUACUGUCAUCAUGCAACCUGCCUCUGCAGCAGAUGUGUGCCUUUGGAAGUGAUGGAGCGGCAGUGAUGGUUGGGAAGAAGACUGGGGUUGAUGUCCAGCUUAGACAGCGAGUUCCUCACCUGAUCGGCAUCAACUGUGUGGCCCAUCGAUUGGCACUGGCUGAAGCACAGGCUGUGAAAGGGGUUCCUUACCUCCCAAGGUUUAAGGAUAUCCUUGGGGACCUCCAUCGGUUUUCUGAUCACAGUCCUGUACGCACAUCAGGCCUGAUGGACAUACAGGUAAUCACUCAUGUAACCAUUUUUUUGUGA